AUGCGUGUGGUGCAGAGCUACAUCCUGAAAGUGCUGAAGGAAAUUCACCCGGACGAGUCAAUUUCCAAGAAAGCCAUGGACAUCAUGGAUGCCUUCUCAGCCGACAUGUUUAACCGCAUCACCCUGGAAGCAGCCCGCCUCUGCCGCCACACCAACAAGCAGACCAUGACCAGCCGCGAGGUGGAGACUGCGGUGCGCCUGCUGCUGCCGGGAGAGCUGGGGAAGCAUGCGCUGUCAGAGGGCAGGAAGGCUGUUGUCCAGGGCCUCAGCUGA
Coccomyxa subellipsoidea C-169 is the source of this 273-nucleotide messenger RNA. RefSeq lists its product as hypothetical. The record is from RefSeq and is a predicted model, not a curated record. Gene Ontology annotation, molecular function: structural constituent of chromatin; DNA binding; protein heterodimerization activity. Gene Ontology annotation, cellular component: nucleosome. Gene Ontology annotation, biological process: nucleosome assembly. NCBI's taxonomy places the organism in Eukaryota, Viridiplantae, Chlorophyta, Trebouxiophyceae, Coccomyxaceae. The coding region runs from base 1 to 273 and encodes 90 amino acids. The transcript has 2 exons.